UCUCGCGACCCAAUGUGGCGCUAAUGGAUCACCAGUUAGCUCAAUGCGGGCAAGGUUCAAAUUAAUACCCUUUCUACAGUUGUUCUGCGACAGCUUCUUCAGCAGCGUACAGGGCGCUCGUAUUACGUCUUAGGCCAGCUAAUAAUUGCCGAAGGAAGUUUUUAAUUCGUAUUCGCAGAAGAGUUUCAGUUUCUCACGUGCAUCACCAGAAGAGCCUGAAACAAAAAUGGAGAAUUAUCCUGACGAAAAAUCAAGCAGCUUUCUGUUGGACGCUUCUCUGCUGUAUAAGGACAAAUGCCCGGAGUUAUCCCGCUUCUACCUGCAGGGGCCUCUGAAAGCUAAAGCACCUCCGAAAGAAAAAUACUCCAGUGUGUCGCUGAACACUUCGGUGUGUCCGUACUGUUGUCAGUGGCUGCAGCCUGACAAUCACCACGUGCGGCUGUGGCCAAAGCAGCGUCCAUCAGCACGGGUGCAGAGUAUCCUGCUCAGGAGGGCCAGAGGCAAACGACUCAGCCUGGUGCAGAGAAAUCUGCUGCACCGCUUCCAGAAGUCCCCUUCUGUACUGAUGGCCACCUGCCAUACUUGCAGUAAGACAUCCAGGUACAAGGGGAUGAACAGGGAUUUUAUAGCUACAUUCGCCAGGACCCACAGCACACCAGGGAGUGCUGGCAAGCACAAAACCCCACAGUCAACCAGCAAAUCCAACAUGAAUACCCCCAAGACUCCUGGCAAGGGUAGGACACCUGCUCAUACACCUAGAUCCUCCUCCUCCUCUUCCAGCACUUCAGGAUCAGGUUCAGCUUCCUCCAAGUCUCCUAAACCUAAAAACUGGAUUGUCCAACGUCUCAGCAAGAUUCUCCUGCGAGAGGACAACCAGGGCAGCAGCAAGGGGGGCUUGAAAGAUUUUCUCUCCUCACUUUGAGCGUCUUAAGACUAUAUGUGCUUUAUCUUUGUGAAUACUCUUUAAAAAACAAAAACUGGGGAGUAGGCCAAUGUUGUAAACCGUGUACUCCAGAGGGUCAAAGGGGAACUUGAGAAUCCAGUCGAGUUUCCAAGUGUGGCGAGGCAUACAGUUUGCCCAACAGCACGACUGUUGCUGGGCUGAUUGGAACAGCGUGCCUGGAAUUCUGAAUGUCACCGGGGGGGCACUGAGGUCGCUAUUUCGGCUAUGAGUCAGAAAGAGAUGGAGGCUUCUUUUCAUCUUAUUUAACACAUCCCCCCGUUUGUAAACUCCCAAACUGUGAAUGCUGAGGAAUUAUUCAGUAUUUAUUUAUCAAACAUCACAGGACGCCCAGCUUUGUUCUAUGGCGGCAUUCAUGGCACGAUGAGCUGGUUUACAUAUAUAUGAAAUAAAACUACUAUUCGUGCUACUUGAUGUUAAAACUUUUGUAUUUGAUUUAAUUACACAUUUCAGCUUUUGGCUCUCUCCAGUGGGGAGAUGUGUCUACUUUUUUAUGGCAAAGUCUAAAUGUUCUGCCAUUGUUGCAUAUUUGUAUAUGCAUAUAAAGCAUUCUGAAUCUGUAUAAGUCACCAAUGAAAAUAUUUGUGAUUAUCAUUCAGGAUGGGACUCAUCAGUUGCUGUUUACACUUACAUCUGUAGACUUAUAAUCAAUGUCAUCUGUAAACUUUACAUUUUCUUUUUAUACUUUCUUUGGCAAAAUUGUUUAGUUCUAUUAAAUAUGACUUGUGUUGUUUUGUAUUGCCUGAUUGCUUACCCGGUUGUAGUUUAGCUUUUCAAUGAACACAGUUGUUUAAAUGCUGAAAUACC
Messenger RNA from Archocentrus centrarchus (flier cichlid), 1768 nucleotides. It is a transcript of the gene rmp24, whose product is annotated as ribonuclease MRP subunit p24. The transcript has 5 exons. Lineage: Eukaryota; Metazoa; Chordata; Actinopteri; Cichliformes; Cichlidae. The record is from RefSeq and is a predicted model, not a curated record. Bases 227 to 922 code for a protein of 231 amino acids.